AUCCUGAAGACGUAGUUGGCUAACGUUAGUUCACUGGCUGGUUGUAUAAGUUUGCUAGCUAACUUAAUUGUUUCUGGUCACAGAAGAAGCAGACGUUGGGACAAAUCCCUGCGGAGACCAUGGCAGACGACUUUGAUGUUGAGGCUAUGCUAGAGGCUCCAUACAAAAAGGUGGGUAGCUAGAAUUGCCAGGCUUGUAGCUAUGUUUUUUUGCGCAUUCACUAUUUGCUGGUCUUGUAUCAUCUUGCUGCUCAGAGAUAUGUUGCUAUUAUUUAUGGUUAAAUGGUUGUUUGUGCCACUCAACGUUUGAAUGCGGUGUGUGAUGCAUUGACAUAAUCCAAACAGUCUGAAUAAAUGCCCAUCUCUCUCUCUUUGUAGACUUGCCUAACGAUAUCUCCCCUCUUCUCUCACCUUUUGAUUCGAGUGAGAACUGUGUGUUGGGGGGAGAGUGUAAGGUAGUAAUUUAGCAAUGUAUUGAUGUACUGUGAUCCCCUAGGACAAAAAGAGCUUCAUCUUAGAACAUCCUAUCUAUCACCUGUUUGGUUGCAACAAGGUGAAUGCAAAUGGAUGAUAAUCAGCACAUUUUACCCCACAUGCAAAGGAGACAAUAUUCAAAUUUUCUGUUGACAUGGUAGCUAAAGGCAUUUUCACAAUGUUUACACCUAAUGUUACAGUUGGAUUGACCCAUAGAAAUAUAAUUACUGUGGUACCAGUAGUUCUUGCACAUAUUCUAUUUAUAUAUGUGACCUUUUGUUAUGCAUCAGUGUCAAUCAAGUAAGUCUGACCUAAAAAUAGGAAUUACAUGCAUAAGUACCUAUUUUACCCUUACAUUUGGCUGUAGUAGAUUAGUCUUCUCUAUAGUAUAUCACUUAACAAAUCAGGCUUAAAUGAGUAGUCAUGAUUUUGCCAAGGUCAACAAAACAAGCUAUUGAUUAUUUUAAAAUAUGAAUACUGUCUCCCUGCCCAAGUCUAUUGUGAUGGUUUCUGAUUUUGUAAAUCAGCAUCUUGACUUUGCAUGCCUUUUAACACCAGUAAUAUUUUACGUUUAUUUUCUUACUACAAUUUAUUUGUAAGAUUUAUUUCAAGGUUUCAUUUCUAUUAUACAUUUAGUUAAUGAUUUCACCAGUAUGAGUAUGUUUCCCCUCAUAAAAUUCAAGCCAUUCAAAUACAAACAUCUCCAUUCAACUGGCACAAAAAAAAUUAUAGGACAUUUAACAUGAGGCUAAACGAUUAGAUUUUUUUCUUCAGUUUUACUUGGGAGUCCAUAUUACUAAGCAGUGUGAAUCCCUGUUUGCUUCAGGGCGAGAUGUGACAGAGGUGGCAUCGAACUCUUACAGUCCAAGAAGGAAAAUGGGUGAAGAUCACUGGACUGACAUCAACCACAGGAUCACUUUUAGCGGCUGUGGGCCAAGCAUGGUCUCAGUGGGCUUAGGAACAGAUAGUGGUACUGGUACGACAAAGGAGGGGUGGGGUUGAGAUGACCAAACUGUUCCCAUAACUUACUGUAUCAUGCCAAAAUAGUAUAUAUUUUUCCCAUAUACUUUGACUUUUGGUUGGAUUGAGUACUGUAUGAUAUGUAGUUAUAACAGCAGGGGGAGUAAUUGGAAUGGAACUCUACAGGGGCUGACCCCCUUACAUAUUAAUGUUAACAGUAUUUUUAACCUAAUGGUUAUGUUCUGUAUUUUCUUGUUCCCUCCCUCACCCCUGACGACUUGCAAUGUUUCCUCUACAUCCUCAUGAUGUUCUUCUAUCAACCCUGCUUAGGAUGAAAUAAAGUCCUCUAGUGCUAAUGGAAAUGAAGAGCGCAGUAGUAAGAAGAAAAAGAGGAGCCAUCGUAGGAGUAGUCGCAGCCUGAGCUCUGACAAGUGCUACAGCAAAGAUGGGAAGAAGAGUCUGGAGAAGAAACGCAGCCACAGUAAAGAACGCCGGCGCAGUGGUUCCCGUAGCAGGGAACAUGCUGGACGCUACAGAGGAUGCCGGGGCCCCUUGUCAAUCCCCUCCCUGUUUGUGACCGGGCUGAUGUGUUUCAAGUGAAGUAGAGUACAAAAAGUAGGCCCAAAUGAGGGAAGGAAAUUUGGAGCUGAGAUUUUGUGGUGUUCCGGGAGGGAAGUUGGAAACGCUCAAGAAGUUGUAGCCCCUUCAAGAAAGACAAGAGUCCAGUAAGGAAACCAAUUGACAACCUGACCCCAGAGGAGAGGGAUGCCCACACUGUUUUUUGUAUGCAGCUGGCAGCCAGAAUCAAACCACGGGACCUAGAGGACUUCUUCUCAGCUGUGGGGAAAGUGAGAGACGUGAGGAUGAUCUCUGACAGAAACUCCAGGAGGUCAAAGGGCAUUGCCUACAUUGAGUUUCUGGAUGUGAAUUCAGUCCCGCUGGCUAUUGGCUUAACUGGUCAGAGACUUCUAGGAGUGCCCAUCAUCGUACAGGCCCCUCAGGCUGAGAAGAACAGAGCUGCAGCAAUGGCCAACAACCUUCAGAAGGGUAAUGCUGGCCCUAUGCGGCUGUAUGUGGGCUCUCUACACUUCAACAUCACAGAGGACAUGCUGCGAGGUGUCUUCGAGCCUUUCGGAAGAAUUGAGAGCAUACAACUGAUGAAUGACAGUGAAACUGGACGAUCCAAAGGAUAUGGUUUCAUCGCAUUUGCAGAUGCAGAGUGCGCUAAGAAGGCCCUGGAGCAGCUGAAUGGCUUUGAGCUGGCCGGGCGGCCCAUGAAAGUUGGUCACGUGACGGAUCGCACAGACCCCUCCACCGCCAGUUCCUUCCUGGACAACGACGAGCUGGAGAGGACAGGCAUUGACCUGGGCACCACCGGGCGCCUGCAGCUCAUGGCCCGGCUGGCAGAGGGUACUGGUCUUCAGAUCCCCCCGGCUGCACAGCAGGCUCUACAGAUGAGUGGUUCCAUCCACUCGACUCCAAUCCACUUCAUCAACAUGGCAGCUGGUACAGACAUACAAGCCAGCCUGAACCCACCCCCUGAAGCUCCUGCCACCCUUUCACUGAAUCUGGCUCCAAGCAUGAACCAGGCCAUGACCCUCUCAACGCAGCCACUGGCUACGCACUGCCUACAGCUGUCCAACAUGUUCAACCCUCAGUUGGAAAAGGAACCUGGCUGGGAUGUCGAGAUUCAAGAUGACGUCAUUGAGGAGUGCAACAAACACGGUGGAAUUGUCCACAUAUACCUUGACAAGAACUGCCCUCAGGGCAACGUGUACAUGAAAUGCCCGACAAUCCCAACAGCAAUGGCUGCAGUGAAUGCGCUACAUGGGCGGUGGUUUGCUGGUAAAAUGAUCACUGCAGCGUACGUACCUUUUCCGACCUACCAUAACCUUUUUCCUGAUUCGGUAACUGCAGCCCAGUUAUUGAUGCCUGUGCGGCAAUGAUUCUGCCAUGCAUGGGGUAGAUGUCACAAUGCCUGUUGGCUUCAAGAAUGUACAUCAUUUUUGCCAAUAUUUUGGGAUCUUAUUGAACACAGUAGCAAAUCACUGUACCAAUCCACCCUAUCUUCAUCACGCAAUGUUUUCUUGUUCAGUCUGACAGCUAUUAGAGGCUAAGCUUGAGUUAUUCUGUAGUCACACAUUUCUGUAGUUGCAUUUGAGAAAAUUACGUUGUUUCAACCUGCAUUGUGAAAAUACUACCUUUUGGGGUUUUGGUGGGGGGAGGGGCACAUAGGGUACGGAGUUGUUUUACAGUGGGAAGUCUGCGUAUAUUUCUAUUGAAACCGACCCCAGAAGAACAACCCAUUUUUGGACAGCCCAACCAAAUUAACCUGUGACUCGAAUUGCAGUUUGCCGUAUGCUGUCAUCCCAUUAGGGCAUUUAUAUUGGACAUUUAGUCAUUCAGUUGUGCUUUAGAAAUGUUAAUUUGCCAUGUACGUUUUUGUCAGUUAAAGUGUUAAAUUAAAAAACGAUGCCAACAAA
Molecule: messenger RNA, 3916 nt
Organism: Oncorhynchus kisutch (coho salmon)
Lineage: Eukaryota; Metazoa; Chordata; Actinopteri; Salmoniformes; Salmonidae
Product: RNA-binding protein 39
Exons: 17
Coding region: 2219-3379 (386 amino acids)
Biological process (GO): mRNA processing
Cellular component (GO): nucleus
Molecular function (GO): RNA binding
Source: RefSeq, a predicted model, not a curated record